AUGGAGCUCGGCGCGGCUGGCGGCAGCAUCCUCCUGCCGGCUGGGCUCGAGCCGGCUGCUGAGUCGCCUGCCCGCGCUGGCCAUGCAAGACUGAGCGCUAAUCGCCUGCACGGGAGCGCUCGGCGAGCCUGCUAAUUGAGUACCCGCGCGUGCCAGGCUGCUAAUUGCAGGCACAGGACCGCCAUGCAACGCUGCUAAUGAACGGUGCGUUCGCGACUGCCCCAUUGCAGGCUGUCCGCUGCCCUGCCAGGCUGCUGGGGAACGGCCUCCCUGCCAGGCGGCACAUGAGUUGCAGGGUUGCUGAUUAGCUGCAUGCAGGGAUUUGCACUGGCAGCCCCGUUGCUUUAACUGCCUGGCUGCAUCCUAGACCCCCCCCCCGUUGGCUCAUCCCUCUCCCUGCCUCCCUCAGCAUGGGCACCGUGCUGUCCCUCUCGCCGGGCUCCCGCAAGGCCAGCCUGUACGAGGAGGGCUCCUCCGGCUCGCUGGCGCACUACCCGGGCGUGCCGGGCGCCAAGGGCAGCGGGCAGAAGGCCGACAAGAACCUCAAGCGCCACUCCAUGUUCAUCCCGGCCUUGACCUGGAAGCGGCUGGUGGCCUCCACCAAGAAGAAAGGCUCCCGGGGCGGGGGGAAGGGGCCCGCCCACAAUAACAACAACCACCACCCCCACGCCAAGGAGGUGGCCCUCCUCAACCACGAGAACGUCAAGAAGUCGCUGUCCUGCGCCAACCUCGCCAGCUACGACGGGGGCGGGCCGCCCCUGGCACCGCUCAGCGCCACGCGCAUCUCCACCACCUCCGUCUCCUCCCUCAAGCCGGGCGCCUGCCUGGGCGGGGGCAGCUCGGCCUCCCCGCGGCGCGUGGUCGUCCAGGCCUCCACCAGCGAGCUGCUCAAGUGCCUGGGCGAAUUCCUCUGCCGCCGGUGCUACCGCCUCAAGCACCUGUCGCCCACGGAGCCCAUCCUGUGGGUGCGCAGCGUGGACCGCUCGCUGCUGCUGCAGGGCUGGCAGGACCAGGCCUUCAUCACCCCGGUCAACGUGGUCUUCGUCUACCUGCUGUGCCGGGAGGUGAUCGACGGGGAUUCGGUCUCCAGCGAGCACAACCUGCAGGCGGCGCUGCUCACCUGCCUCUAUCUGUCCUACUCCUACAUGGGCAACGAGAUCUCCUACCCGCUCAAGCCCUUCCUGGUGGAGGCGGCGAAGGACGCCUUCUGGGACCGGUGCCUUCGCAUCAUCAGCGCCAUGAGCGGCAAGAUGCUGCGGAUCAACGCGGACCCCCACUACUUCACCCAGGUCUUCGCCGACCUCAAAAACGAAGGCAGCACCCGCGAGGACUUUGCUCGCGUCCUGGACCGGUGACUGGCUCAGGGCAUUAAGGACCAACUGGCCCCCUCCCCACCAACCUCAUGUGCAGCGCAGCCCUCGCCUUGCUGUGACCUUUAACGACCAGCUUGCAGCGAGCCAGGGAUUUUCCUCUGGCUCGCCUGGGCCAGAUCUCCCCCGAGCCAGGCCAGACUCAUGCAAACACUUACAAGAACUCUGGCUUGGCUGCCCCUCCCCCCGUGCCAUGAGCCAACAACGGGGGGUGUCUGUGUGCAGUGUGGGGGAGGCAGCCUUCAGCUCCGGAGUCUGUGUCAGAGACAGACCAGGAGCAGCCAAAGGCCAAGAGUUUGAUUCCCUUUUAAUAGGCCAAGAAGUGCCUGUAGGUUCCCUCCUCCCCCUCCCCACCCCACCCCCCAGUGCCAUGUUCCUGGCUUGUUAAUUUCUUCUUCUUUUGGGUUUGCUUGAGCUGCAUUGCAAAGCGAUGGGGAAAAUUCCAGGGAGGCUCUAAAAUAGCCACGUGAUGCGCGCUUUAGUUUCGGCCGGUGAUGUGCUUGUACAGGUGAAUUCUCCUUUCGGACUAGCCCUGUCUUGCUUAGAAAACCUCCCGCCCCCUCCUUGCCAGACGCCGGUGCAUUGUACAGUCUGUUAGUGCCAGUCACACCAGAGCCUUCCUCUCUGUGCCUGCCUGACCUCUGCAGCCGGGAAUCGGCGCUGGCUGGUGGCUCUGUCCGAUGCCUGGGCCAGGUAGCUGAUGUCCCCUGGUAAGGAAUCACCAGGUGCGUGGGGGUGCGGAGGAAGUGGGCCCAGGCUGUAGAUGGAGGGUACUGGUAGCUGGACUGGCCUCUGCAUGCUUUGAUUGUCCUGGGCGUGAGGAGCCAGGGCUGGAAGUGUUUGAACAGGCCGUGGCUGCCCCUGUCUUUUGAAGCAGCCAGGUCCCCGAGGUGUUGUGUGAUGUGAGCAGGGGAUGGAGGAGCUGAGAGAUGGCUGGCUGGGG
Mauremys mutica (yellowpond turtle) is the source of this 2313-nucleotide messenger RNA. Its product is annotated as cyclin-dependent kinase 5 activator 1-like. Bases 411 to 1355 code for a protein of 314 amino acids. Gene Ontology annotation, molecular function: protein kinase binding; cyclin-dependent protein serine/threonine kinase activator activity. Lineage: Eukaryota; Metazoa; Chordata; Testudines; Geoemydidae. Gene Ontology annotation, cellular component: protein kinase 5 complex; cytoplasm. The transcript has a single exon. The record is from RefSeq and is a predicted model, not a curated record. Gene Ontology annotation, biological process: positive regulation of cyclin-dependent protein serine/threonine kinase activity; brain development; activation of protein kinase activity.